AUGCUCGUCUCAAUCGAAACCCUUCCAUUCCUGGCAGGAGGUUUACUCCUCGCCUAUUUUCUGGUCCCAUACCUCCAGCGAUCCCGUCUGCGUGACAUCCCAUCACCAAGCUUCGCCGCAUUUAGCAACUUAUGGCUCCUGCUGCAAGCUCGCCAGGGAAAGCGUUUUCUCUCCGUCGACGCAGCUCAUAAGAAAUACGGCAAGCUAGUGCGCAUCGCACCCAAGCAUGUCUCCGUUGCAGACGAUGAAGCCAUCACAGCAAUCUACGGCCACGGAAACGGAUUCUUAAAGGCCGACUUCUACGAUGCCUUUGUCUCCAUCCGCCGUGGCCUCUUCAACACCCGAGACCGUAUUGAACACACCCGCAAACGCAAGACAGUCUCACACACCUUCAGCGCCAAAUCGAUCGGCCAAUUUGAACAAUACAUCCACCACAAUAUCGAAACCUUCGUUAACCAGUGGACUCGCCUCGCAAAACUCCAAGGCAACCCCAAAACAGGCUACGCCUCCCUCGACGCCCUCAACUGGUUCAACUACCUUGCCUUCGAUAUUAUUGGUGAUUUGGCCUUCGGUGCCCCGUUCGGAAUGCUAGAGAAGGGUAAGGACUUCGCUGAAGUCCGUAAAAGCCCCAACGAACCACCCAAAUACGUCGCUGCUAUUGAGGUCCUCAACCGUCGUGGUGAAGUCUCUGCUACCUUAGGCUGUAUGCCAUCCAUCAUCCCAUUCGCCAAGUAUAUCCCGGACAAGUUCUUUACAGAGGGUAUGCAGGCCGUCGAGAAUCUUGCUGGUAUCGCUAUUGCCCGAGUCUCCGAGCGAGUCAAGCCUGAAGUCAUGGCCGCGAACACUCGUGUUGAUCUUCUUGCACGGUUGAUGGAGGGUAAAGAUCACACCGGGAACCUGCUUGGCCGCGAGGAACUGACUGCUGAGGCAUUGACGCAGCUUAUUGCUGGCUCUGAUACAACAUCAAACACUGCCUGUGCUAUUCUCUACUGGUGCCUUCGUACCCCUGGCGUUAUUUCCAAGCUGCAAAAGACCCUUGACGAGGCUCUUCCCAAGGAUAUUGAAGUUCCCACACACUCCAUGGUGAAGGAUAUUCCGUAUCUGCAGUGGGUUAUUUGGGAGACUAUGCGUAUCCACAGUACCUCUGCCAUGGGAUUGCCAAGAGAGAUUCCGGCCGGUGCGGACCCAGUCACUAUUGCAGGACAUGUCUUUGGACCUGGUGACGUACUCAGUGUCCCGAGCUAUACUAUUCAUCGCAGCAAGACGAUCUGGGGACCUGACGCGGAGCAGUUUGUACCCGAGCGCUGGAGCCCGGAGCGCCUCACGGCACGUCAAAAGGCGGCGUUUAUUCCAUUCAGCCAUGGGCCUCGCGCAUGUGUUGGACGUAACGUUGCAGAGAUGGAGCUACUCGUUAUGGGAGCUACUGUUUUCAGACUGUUUGAAUUCCAACUUGAGCAGGACUUCCCCAUGGAGACUCGUGAGGGUUUCUUGAGAAAGCCUUUGGCCUUGCAGGUUGGUAUGAGACGGAGGAUUGCAGUUUAG
Molecule: messenger RNA, 1542 nt
Organism: Penicillium angulare
Lineage: Eukaryota; Fungi; Ascomycota; Eurotiomycetes; Eurotiales; Aspergillaceae
Product: cytochrome P450
Exons: 2
Coding region: 1-1542 (513 amino acids)
Molecular function (GO): iron ion binding; heme binding; oxidoreductase activity, acting on paired donors, with incorporation or reduction of molecular oxygen
Source: RefSeq, a predicted model, not a curated record